Molecule: messenger RNA, 3695 nt
Organism: Malaclemys terrapin pileata
Lineage: Eukaryota; Metazoa; Chordata; Testudines; Emydidae
Gene: TMEM43
Product: transmembrane protein 43
Exons: 12
Coding region: 190-1392 (400 amino acids)
Biological process (GO): nuclear membrane organization
Cellular component (GO): nuclear inner membrane
Source: RefSeq, a predicted model, not a curated record
UGCAACAGUGUAGCCCUAGGGCAGCAACUUUCUGGCUGCGCUGCGCUCGGAGUCUGUGCAUUGGGGAGCGGGGCAGUGGAGGGGUCUCUGGGGCGGUGCGGGGUUGGGAGCCUGGCGGGGCGAGCUCAGCGCGGGUGUCCGUCUCCGCUGCGUUAGCCCGGGCUUAAGCCGCGCCCGCUGAGGCUGAAGAUGUCCGGGCAUUUUUCUGACACAAGCAGCAAGAAAGAAAAUGUUAAAAUCACAAGUGAGCCCAAGCCAGGGUUUCUGGAGAGACUCAGUGACACUGCUGGAGGGAUGCUAAUUGGACUUGCGGCAUUUUCUCUCUCUUUCUACCUUAUUUUUACCAAUGAGGGACGAGCUUUGAAGACGGCCACUUCCCUUGAUGAGGGGCUUUCUCUUGUGGUCCCUCUUGACAAUAUUCACAGCGUGUUUCAACAGAAUGAGGGAAAACUAGUGCACUUGUCAGGUGCCCUUAGAACAUCAAAGCCUUUGUUUGAUCCCAGCUAUGGGCUCUCCGUCCACGCUGUCAAACUGAAACGUCAGGUGGAAAUGUAUCAAUGGGUAGAAUAUGAAGACUCCAAAGAAUAUGAGGAGAACGGCGAAGUUAAGAAAGAAACAAGAUAUUCUUAUAACACUGAAUGGAAAUCAGAAGUUGUGAACAGCAGAAACUUUGAUCGAGAGAUUGGCCAUAAAAACCCCAGUGCCAUGGCUGUGGAAUCUUUCACUGCAAUUGCUCCUGAUGUCCAGGUGGGCAGUUUCUUUCUUUCAAAAGGUCUUGUUGAGAAAAUUGACAGUUUUAAGCAGAUGAGCCUGUCGAAAUUGGAGGAUCCGCAUGCUGACAUUACUCGAAGAGGAGAUUACUUUUAUCACAGCGAGAAUCCCGGGCGUCCAGAAGUGGGAGACCUUCGUGUUUCAUUCUUCUAUGCGGGUCUGAGUGGAGACAACUCCCACCGGGGCCCAGCAGAUGUGGUGACCGUGAUUGCUCGUCAGCGAGGGGACCAGUUGGUUUCGUACCAAACCAAGUCUGGAGACAUUCUGCAGAUUCUUUAUCCUGGCGAUCUCUCUGCUGAGGAGGUGUUUCAAAAAGAGCAUGAAAGUAACACCAUGAAGACCUGGGGUCUCCGUGCAGCUGGCUGGCUGGCGAUGUUUGUAGGCAUCAACCUUAUGACCAGAAUCCUUUACACUUUGGUGGAUUGGUUUCCUGUUGUUCGAGAUCUGGUUGAUAUUGGACUUAAAGCUUUUGCCUUUUGUAUAGCCACCUCACUCUCCCUGCUAACUAUUUCGGUGGGGUGGCUCUUCUACCGCCCACUAUGGGCUCUACUGAUUGGGUUGCUGUCUGUCGUUCCUAUUGUGAUUGCAAAAUCCCGGGUUCCACCAAAGAAGCAUCAGUGAAGAUGGAAGAAUUCCUUUUUUUCCCUUGCACUUGAAUCCUGUUUUUUUUAUUAUCCUUUGAAGCCCAGUGCAUUUAUCAUGUUUCAAGUUUUUACGACAUGCUUAAGGCACAUUACAGUUCAGAAUCUUGACUCCCUGCACUAGAGAGUCCAGUAGGAGACCAAGAUGCAAUUUUUUUAUGAUUAUACAUCCAUGAGACAAUGUAACUGUAGAAGCUGCAGUUUGGAGUGGGUGAUAUUCUGUGUAUUUAGGGGAGGAAACAGCAUUUGUUACUUAAUUAUUUGCCAAUCUUUACUUGUUAAAAGAACAGUGGUGUGUGCUAUUUACACGGGAAUAGGGACAGAUUUAAUUAAGCAAUCCAUGAUGUGCAAUCUCUAGCAGAUUUUGUGUGCCUGCCUCUCAUUUAACUAUUCCCUCUAUUUUCUUAUGUACACAGAGAAAUAUACUUAUGUUGACAAUGUUUUGAAAUGCGUGUUCGUAGACAAAAUGCUGCUUGCAUCUGAGUGAAAGCUGUGUUAUGCAUUUAAUUUGUUUUCAGUAGUUAGAAAGCCACGUAUAAUGUGUAAGGUUUUCAAAAGUAAUUAGUGACUUUGGCUGCUCAACUUGUUACAUUUUAAAGGGGCCUGAUUUUCAGAAAGCCUUCACCUACUCAGAAUCAGAACCCUUUGGGUGCCCAAAUGAGACAGCUUCAAGUUGCUAGCAUGUCUACCUUGUUUUGUAAAACUUGAAAACUGAUUUCAAAUUCCACCUGCUUAAAGGGAUAAUCUAAGGUCAAAAAUCAUAACAGCUUGAAACUAAGAACUGAUGUAACCUGUAAAACUAGUGUAAACUCCUGUACUUAAAAACUGAUGUAAUGUUUUCCCAUUUAUUUCACUUCAUUUGGCUAAUGAAAGAUGCAUCAGAGACAAACUGAGUACUUGUAUAAGCUGUAGUGUUUGGAUUUAAAUGCUCUCUUGCAGGGUUUGCAACUGCCUCAUACUUAAACACCUUAAUUGAAAUUAAAUCAUUACAAAAUUAGUUAAUGUUUUGUAAACUUUAGUAACCUAAAUGUUCGGCUUUGUCAUGUUAGGGGGGAAGCAACUCCACCUCUAACCUCUCACUGAUUCAUGUUUACAUUUUUCUGCUAAUACCAGUAUUUGUUUUUGGAACCCCUUUUGUAUUAUUUUAAAAAGUGCAUUUGCUUCUAACAACUUGGGGCUGUCUUUCAGCCUGCCUUUUCCUAUGCUUCCACUUUUGUAAGCACAACUGAUGUUUAAGAAGAAUACCUAAUUCCAUGCACAAAGCGGGAACGUGGCAGCUCACUGACCUCAACCUUGGUUUUCAAAAUCUUAUCCCUUAAAGUCCAGUUAAGAACUUCAAGAAAGCUUCCUUCCCCUUGCUACACUAUUUUACUUGAAGAUAUCUAACGGCUGAAGAAGGGGAUUUUGCUUGCUUGGGAUCUUAAACAGGAGAAACUAUACCAAAGCUGAGGAAUGUGAAAGGCAUAGUCCUUAAAUCCACUUAACACAUACAGUUGACAUGUUUAAGGAAUCAGGCCAUGUGAUUUUUAAAAUCAAUUUCUGUUGGUACUAGGUUUAUUAGCAUUAGUAACUUAUCUAACAGCCCAAGGCCUAUUUAAAAGUUGACUACACGAUAAGAAUCCAAGGCUUUAGUGAUGGGGCAAUUUGUGAAAGUUUUUUUUUUUUUUUUUGCACAAAACUAUUAAAUAGAAUGGCUUGUAAAAUAUAACUUUGGGCAGUUGCUACUUCUUGAAUGAACAAUAAUCAUUGUUAAGUGGUGCCCUUUUAUUCCUGUUGGUAUCCAGCCAGUGUUGGUUCAGUUUCAAGUCUCUAGGACCCUCUUCUGCUCCCAAUGAAGUCAAUUGGAACAGGCUCUUAGGUAGGUUGCCUGGAUAUACAAAUAGUCUAUUAAUAAACUUAUGGAGUGUUUGUCUGCUACUUAAUCAUUGCAGUAUAUCUUCCAGUACCUCAAAUUGUGUUUUCCUUUUAGGGAACAAUGUGUUUAACAGUGCUCAAUGGUUUGAGCAUUGGCCUGCUAAACCCAGGGUUGUGAGUUAAGUCCUGGAGGGGGCCACUUAGGGAUCUGGGGCAAAAAUCAGUACUUGGUCUUGCUUGUGAAGGGGGGCUGGACUUGAUGACCUUUUGGGGUCCCUUCCAGUUCUAUGAGAUGGGUAUAUCUCCAUAUAUUAAAACUUAAACCCCAACCAGCAUUCAGCUACUGUACAAUGGAGACUCUUGAAACAGUUUUCUGUCAAAGUGCUGAACUUUUGUAUGUUUUUAUUAAAAAGUUUCUCAGAUGGUUAA